Molecule: messenger RNA, 5686 nt
Organism: Labeo rohita (rohu)
Lineage: Eukaryota; Metazoa; Chordata; Actinopteri; Cypriniformes; Cyprinidae
Gene: ptpro
Product: protein tyrosine phosphatase receptor type O
Exons: 28
Coding region: 693-4391 (1232 amino acids)
Biological process (GO): peptidyl-tyrosine dephosphorylation involved in inactivation of protein kinase activity; negative regulation of canonical Wnt signaling pathway; axon guidance
Cellular component (GO): glutamatergic synapse; GABA-ergic synapse; plasma membrane
Molecular function (GO): cadherin binding; protein tyrosine phosphatase activity; Wnt-protein binding
Source: RefSeq, a predicted model, not a curated record
CAGUGCACUUCAUUAUGAAGUUAAGACUGUAAAACCCUCUUUUGACCCUCUUUAUGCUUAUAAUGAAGAUUAAUGGAUUAGUUCUACAAUCUCCAGUGUUUGUUUACCAGCCUGUUGGUUUUAGUAAGUUUGUGUUGUUCAUAUGACUCUCUCAGUAUGUUUAAUUAUGUUUCUUUUGCACAUUAGAAAUGUGAAGAACUGAGAAGAGAUGUGAGUGAUGAAGGAGGAAAAUCCAGAGAAGUUCAGUGAAGUUUUGUCCACAGAUUCAGGGCGGGGCGACAGAGGGCCGCGUCUCGAAUCCCGCUCAGCCGCCUAGAUAGUGCGCAGCGUUCGGGCAUCCCGGGCGCACGAGGCGUUUUGAGGUAACACAGGCGCGGCGCCCACAAACGCUGCACCCUAGUUAGGGCGCGCCGGAGCAACUGGGACGCGGCCCGUGAGACAGAAACCCGCUGCUGCGCUUCAUUAGAGCCUCCGUGUGUCUCCAUCAUUCAUCCGUCCCGCAUAGCCGAACCACAGACCCGAUCCCGAGCGCACGGAACCGGCAGAUGGACGGAACGCGUGCGCUCUGACGGCAGAAGCUCCGCUCGUUCAUCUUCGGCUCGGUUCGGCGGUCCGAUCGCUGUUCGAUCACUCGCUAUUGUUCGGAUGUGCGACGCUGGGAAUCAAAGAGUCCGAUCGAUUCCCGACCGAACAUGAGUUCUGCUCUCCGCUGGGUUUUAUCGCUGUGCUUCAUCAUCACCAUCAUCAUCGUUCAGCGCGCGGCUCCGUUCCAGGUAGCGUUGCAGGAUGACAGCCGGAUGCUGCUGUCGCUGGACGCCGAUGACGUGAGGCCCGACGUGUCCGUGUAUUCGGUGCGGGUUUCCGGAGAACCUCGCACGCACACGCUGUUGUUCACACAACCCGUCGAUGGUCAAACGCUGCCACGUCCGCUCCAGUUCAACGCCUCGUACCACGGCCUGUGUUACUCCAUCAGUCUGAUGCUCGGGAACGACAGCAGCACAUCCAGAGCCGUCAGAACCGUCCCUGUGCUCACCAAGCCUCUUCCUCUAGACAGUGUUGAGAUGUCUGAUUACGCUUCGGCUCCAGAGACCGGCGUGGUGUUUCAGAUCCGUUCUCCAGACAGGAACAUCUACACACGAGUAAACAUCAGCUACGUGGAGGGCCGUCAGCCGCGCUACAUGCUGUAUAAAGAUUUCCUCAAAGGGAAGACGGUGUUUAAGCACUGGCUGUCGGGCACGUGUUACACCAACAUCAGCUUCCAGCUGGUCUCAGAGGCCACUGUCAACAGGAGCACGCUGGUGAGCCGCAGCGACGUUACCCACGAGCCCCUGCGCCACCGCACCGUCCCGAAUCCUCCUCGCAACGUGUCGCUCAAAAUCAUCCACCUCAGCAACCGAGGAGCGCCGGGAUCAGACCUGCACGGGGUGGUUCUGAAAGCAUCCCAUAAUGCAUCGGUCCUCCGGCGAGCACGUGACGUCCCUGCAUCUGAAGAGCAGGAAGUGAACAGUGAGGAGAUGAGCGUCACACAGACGCCGCUAAACGAGUCCGUCACCGUCUACAGCAGCCCAGCCGAACCCGCGCGUGACAACAGCACUGAGACGCUGUGGGCGGAGCCGACGGGAAGUCCCGCCCCCACAGAGGAAGAGGAGUUUGUGAAUGCACUAGUGCCAGAGUAUGAGGACUCUAAUGAGCCGGGCUCAACGAUGGAAGUGACCUUUGAACCCAGCGUGAUGCCCACGCCGCUGCCGCCCAUCCUGCUGGAGCUGCGCUGGUUACCGCCGCGGCCGCCCUCCGCCUUUGACGGAUUCAACAUCUACAUCUACCGCGACGGAAACUCCACGGAAACGGCGACGGUUGAUGAGAACACUCACGAGUUCUUCACCGAGCUCUCAGAAGCAGGAACGUAUCACGUUCACGUCACGACGCUCAGUUCGUCCGGAGACUGCGAACCCCGAGAGAGUUCGGCCGACACCGGAUUCACCUUCUACCUCAGCCCGUCGGGCGAGUGGAUGGAGCAGCCGCAGGAGCGUCCGCAGGCGGUCAGCGUGAAGAUGCUGGACUCCAGCACGGCCACCGUGUCCUGGGCUCCGUCCCGGCACAGAUAUAACGGCAGUCUGAUCUCGGUGCUGUCGCUCACCUGUCUGCGGCCCAGCAUCAGCCAGCGCAUGGAGAACACCUACUGCUCCGAGGAGAACAUCACCAGUGACAUCAUCAGCAGCCUGACGCCCGGCGCUCAGUACAGAGUGGUGGUUUAUCACACGAACGGGCCGCUGGUCAGUCCCGCGUCUGAACCCGUCAUCAUCGACAUCGAGCCGACGGGUGUUCGUGAUUUGGUGGUUUAUCCUCUCAGUCCCACCGCCGUCAUCCUCAGCUGGCAGCGGCCGUACAACGUGGCCUUCAGGAAGUACGUGCUGCAGACCUUCUUCUUCAACUCGGCCACGCAGACGUCGCAGUGGACCACUUACUACGAGAUCGCCGCCACCGCGUCCGUCAUCGCCUCUGUGAGAGUGACGGAUCUGCUGCCGGCCUGGUUCUAUAACUUCCGCGUGACGAUGGUGACGUGGGGCGAACCGCCGCUCAGCUGCUGCGACGCUUCCACCGUGAGCUUCGUCACAGCUCCUGAAGCUCCUCACAUCUCGUCGGUGGAUUACGCUCACGGGAUGCUGUACGUGCGCUGGACGUACGGUGAUCUGUUCACCGAUCUCUCACACUCGCGGAUGCUGCACUGGCAGCUGACGGCCGAGGGGAAGAAGGGCGCGAGGAGACGCUACUCCAUCGACGUGACUCGCAACAUGAUGAAGGCGUCUCUGGCUCUUCCUCCCGGCGACAUCUACAACCUGACCGUCACCGCCUGCACCGAGAGGAGCCGCAACACGUCUGCGCCGCACAUCAUCAAACUCGAACCGGCUCCUCCGAAGUCGCUGUACGCCGUCAACGCCACCGACACGGCCGUCACGCUGCUCUGGACGGAGGAGGGCGUUGUGGAUUUCUAUCAGGUCGUCUGCAGACCGCUGGGAGUCAACAGAGAAAACAAAAAGGUGCGUGAGCCGCUGCUCACCGCCGCUCAUGUUGUGACCGUGUCAGGUCUGCAGCCGUCCACAUCAUACAACUGUACUGUGAUCAGCAGCAGCUACAGCAGCGCCAGCGACCCCGCGUACAUCACCGUCAGCACAUCUGUGCGCGAGAUGAACCCGAGUGUGGCGGCUAUCUCUGCGCUGGCGGUUCUCAGCAUUCUGCUGAUCAGUCUGCUGGUUCUGUUCCUGCUGGUGCUGCGCAAGAAACACAUGGAGCUGAGCCGGGAGUGCGGCGCUGAAACCUUCGUGAAUUUCGCCUCUUUCGAGCGGGACGGGAAGCUGCCGUAUAACUGGCGCAGGAGUCUCUUUGCGUUCCUCACGCUUCUGCCAUCCUGCCUUUGGACUGACUAUCUUUUGGCCUUUUAUAUUAAUCCGUGGAGCAAAACGGCACUGAAGAAGAGGAAACUAACCAGUCCCGUUCAACUCAGUGAUUUCGACGCUUACAUCAAAGAUAUGAGCAAAGAUUCGGCGUACAAGUUCUCACUGCAGUUUGAGGAGCUGAAGAGCGUCGGUCUGGAUCUGUCUCAUGAAGCGGCCGAUCUGCCCGUCAACAGACCCAAGAACCGCUACACCAACAUCCUGCCCUAUGACUUCAGUCGGGUGAAGCUGAUUUCUCUGCACAACGAUGAAGGUUCUGAUUACAUCAAUGCCAACUAUAUUCCUGGUUAUAACUCUCCGCACGAGUACAUCGCCACGCAGGGCCCGCUGCCCGAGACCAGGAACGAUUUCUGGAAGAUGGUCCUGCAGCAGAAGUCUCACAUCAUCGUCAUGCUGACCCAGUGUAACGAGCGCAGGAGGGUGAAGUGUGAUCACUACUGGCCGUUCACUGAGGAGCCCGUGACGUACGGAGAGAUCACAGUCGAGAUGCUGUCAGAGAACGACUCGCCCGAGUGGACCAUCAGGAACUUCAGACUGGGAUACGCCGAUGAAUCUCAAGACGUUCUGCACUUUAAUUACACCUCGUGGCCUGAUCACGGGGUGCCGACGGUCAACGCCAUCGAGAGCAUCUUACAGUUCGUUCAGAUCGUACGGCAGCAGGUCAACAGGACCAAAGGGCCCAUCGUGGUCCACUGCAGUGCUGGAGUGGGUCGGACCGGCACCUUCAUCGCUCUGGACCGGCUGAUGCAGCACAUUCAGGAACACGAGUAUGUGGACGUCCUGGGAUUGGUGUCGGAUAUGCGCUCACACCGGCUCUCCAUGGUCCAAACUGAGGAGCAGUAUGUGUUCAUCCAUCAGUGUGUUCUCCUCAUGUGGAAGAAGAAGAAGCAGCAGACGCACACGAGCGACGUCAUCUACGAGAACGUCAGCAAGUCCUAAUGAGGUCUGGCGCUCCUCACAUCAGUGUUGACAGACGUGUGACAUCGACACCAAAAAGCAAGCGAGCGGCGGCCGCGGAGGAGAAUCCUUCACUCAUUUACUCCCAUAGAAGCUCUUAUUUAGCGGACGAACGACGGAACCAAUCCGAUGCCUUAAACGAGCUGCCGCGUUCUCCCGCCUCCGCCGACCGGAGGAGAACGUCGCAGCGCCGGACCGACCGUCCGCAUCUAGUCUUUAGUUUGCGUGUGAAUCUCAGGAUCAUCUGGUGCGCCGCGGCCGGACGCGUCUGCGGUGUAACGUGUGUUUCGUGAGUUUGUGUGGCACUCUGUCUGUAAUAGUGUUAGUUUCCACGUCUCCGGAGGAGCGGCGGGCGCUUCGGCCGCACAACCAGAUCCUCCUGCCGGCACGCACGCGCAAACCCGAUUCGGACCCGACGGCCUUCGAUCACUGCCACGCACGGACCAUCUGCUUCAGUUACAAAGGAAGGACGGACGCACAGACGUUUGUGCGCCUUUUGCACCGAUCAUAUGUGUUGCUGUGUGUAGAGAGGCGGACGGUAGCUGCGCUUCUGUGUGUUUUAGCCUGUGAUUUCUGCUCAAUCUCCUGCGGGGGUUUCAUCGUGCCAGACCGCCGGGCUUCACCUCCGGCGGCGUUCGCGCAGCUCCAGCGCGGUCGGACUGAACGCGAGCGUCCGGCAGCUCCGAUCCCAUCACCUGCUGCUGCUGAAUCUGACACUGAUUCCACACGUGGUGUUCGCUGAACGUUGCAUGCUGCAAAAUGACAGACGUGAGAUUAGUCUCAUCUUUAGGUUUAGACUCGAGCUCAGAGUGUUCGCUUCACAUUUGCCUGUUCCGUCAAACACACGAGUGAGUUUACAAAUGUUUACAGGCGCUGAGAUGUGACUUGUCAACUAGACACUGAGCUGUAAAUACUGAAAUGUGUUCAAGGAACUGACUGAAACUCUCCAGAACAGGCUUCACGUCACUCGAUGGGUUUUCUUUAGUUUGUGUCCAGGUCAAACUCGUUCGUCUUUUGGUGCCAUUCUCGUGUAUCGUGUGACUUCAAGUAGCCGAGCAAUCCACAGUCGCCAUCACAGGUUUCAUGUGUGUUCGUUUGGAAAAAAAUAAACGUUUGAGUACGUAUUCUUAUGAGCUGGAAAUGACUCGUUUUGUGUGAUGAACAAAUGACGUCUGUUGACCUCAAACCACAUCAACUUCACAAACAGACUGCUGUUGUUCUUCUUGUGUGUAUGUUUUGGAAUCAUCUGAUGUAAAGAGGCACAAAACGUGAUGUUC